This is a messenger RNA of Macroventuria anomochaeta, 1476 nucleotides long. RefSeq lists its product as uncharacterized. Gene Ontology annotation, cellular component: nucleus. The transcript is spliced from 3 exons. Gene Ontology annotation, molecular function: zinc ion binding; DNA-binding transcription factor activity, RNA polymerase II-specific. The record is from RefSeq and is a predicted model, not a curated record. Bases 1 to 1476 code for a protein of 491 amino acids. NCBI's taxonomy places the organism in Eukaryota, Fungi, Ascomycota, Dothideomycetes, Pleosporales, Didymellaceae. Gene Ontology annotation, biological process: regulation of DNA-templated transcription.
AUGAGCGCCAUUGAAACACUUAUUCCAGUCACCCAGAAGGCACCGAACGUAUGCGGUUACUGUAGAACAAGGAAGCAGGCUUGUGAUCGUACAAUACCGAGUUGCUCUAGAUGUACUGCGAAAGGUCAAUACUGCGACUACACGCCAUCACCACCUCAACCAAUCACCACAACCGAACCCUCGAUCUUGCAGUCGGGCACAUUCGCACCUUACCUGUCGUCUCGUGGCGUCUGGGAGCUCCUGCAAAGUGUGACUGCAACCUUGCACGCUACAUCUGAUCCAAUCGCAAGAUCAAAGCUCUCAGACUUUGUCACCGACAUUCUGGACCUGGCUAAUGUCGAUUUUCCUUCCGCACUCGACAACUUUGGUCUGUCUGUUCAGCAAUGGUGUCCAAUUCUCUCUGAUGAUGUCUUUCGUCAAUGUGCAGAAGUCAUUGUGGGUGACUACCCGCUGCUGGCGUUGGGCGUGUGGCUUGUUACCAGGACAGCCCUUGGGCACCCUGAACACUUCUAUGGCUGCCAAUUAUAUCAAGCUCUGAAACAGGUCAUGGCUCUGCUUCAGACACGAAGUGAAGUGAAGGUACAGGCGUUGCAGUUCAGUUUGUUGACAGCAGUAUAUGAGGUGGGCCAUGGCAUGGGUAGACAAGCAUUCCAGACGUUGGGAAACUGUAAAUCGAUGAUGGCCCUGCUACAACUUGACGCCCACCGCAACAACGACAUCAAGGUACUGGGAUUCGUCGAGUGGCUACAAGCCUCCUUGGUCAUGCUAGAUCGAAUCCUCUUCAUCGCAGCUCCAUCCAUCUCCCUCCCGCUAACCUUCCCCCCAGCGGAUCCAAUUUGCACCUCCAUGUCCGCCAAAUAUCAACCUCCCAUCCCACCGCAAUCUUCAACCUUUUCCCCAACAUCUCCCCGAAAAGUGCAUAUCCGCACCGUCGCCGCCCUCGCCUCCGGCCACGCCCUCGACUACAUACACGCUCGGCAGCGGAGCCUCACACCCAACGAUUCUUACGACGCAGUCGAUAACCAAAUCUCAGAUUGUAUCAAGAUGCUAGUCGACAAACCACAGCCACACACAUGGCUGCACUGUGACGCUAUCGCUUUAGCAUUCUGCUCGCACAUCUUGCUGCAGCAAGCUCAGGUGCACUAUUUAGCCGCGCCUCCGCAACCAAUUGAGCUACAUGAGCAGCAGGAGAAAGCAAGUCUGGCGCUGAAGUACUCGAGGGUUAUGGUAUGGGACAUGGUGAAAGUCGUCAUCAACAAGAUUCGAAGCGAAGAAGAAGUGGCGAGGUUGCCAUUUGCGGGGCUAUGCUGCGUAUUGCGAGCCGGAAUGGCGGUGUUGGAGACUACUGCACUCAAUGUAUACGAUGUGAUGUCGAGAGAGGAAGUUGACGGGUUUCAGAGAAUAGUAAGCUGGUUCGCUAAACAAUGGGGAGUGGGCAGGCAGUAUGAAGCGAGGUUGGCGCAUUUGGUGAAGUGA